Molecule: messenger RNA, 3526 nt
Organism: Coregonus sp. 'balchen'
Lineage: Eukaryota; Metazoa; Chordata; Actinopteri; Salmoniformes; Salmonidae
Source: the annotation of a GenBank genome assembly
GGUUUUUGAGUGCCUUACCAAAAAAUGCCAACGCUUUUAGGAUUUUGUGUUAUUGAUUUCCUGUGGUUAUCCUUGGCUUCGUGUUUUCUCUUAGCUUUUUGUGUCCACAAACUUUCACUUUACCUGCCGACUGGAUGUGAGCAGUCAAAACUGUAUCUAUUAUUCCAGGAUCUAAUCCGAUACGGUAAAACCAAGGGACCACUGAAACGAGACCACUGGCUGCGUGUUUUUCAUAUCCCCAAAAGGUAAUGCCUCGGCCCUUUUGAGGAAAUGGGAAAACAUAUUUCAAAUGUAUUUUAAAUUAUUCACUUCCAUAUAUUUACUUUAUUGAGGGGACGUUUAUCAGCACAAUGUAAUGUAACAGCUGAUCAGAAGCCCAGACUUCGAAUGGCCUUGGAAGACUAGAGCCCCGAUUGAUGAUGAUGAUGACACUUGACUGAGUGUAGGCCACUGUUUUUAAUUAAACCUCUUAUUUGUAGAUGGUUCUGGCACUUCUAUGCAAUAUCUGUUGGCUGGAAUGGUUUGCUUAUUGUCCUGUCACUUCACAUGAUUGUAUGGGGCCAGCAAUUCCCAUCAUGGUUGACUGACAUAUUGGGAUUCCUGACUACUGGUGGACCAGUGGCAGUCAGGCAAGGUAACUUUUCCAGAUUUGGGAUAUUUUAUGGUUACCUCACAUUUUUGUUUUCACUCGCUGUGUUGGCACCUGGUAAGACCAACUCCUCAUAUUAGAUUGUAUGUACCUGUAGAAUACUGACUCAUCUUUUUUAGUUCCACAGGUGUCAGCUGUGCUGGUGCAGGUGUUGUUAUGGGUCCAUUCCCUUAGACGACUACUGGAGUGCCACUUGGUCAGCGUGUUCUCUGAUGGGGUCAUUCACAUUGUUCAGUAUAUAUUCGGCUUGGGCUACUACAUUUUACUGGGACUGACAGUGCUGUGCUCGGAUCCUUUGAUAAUUGAAGAAGGUGAGCUUUGUAUUGAAUUGCUUCACAAUUCACAUACUGCUUGAUGAUCGUUACUGAACAAAAAUAGAAACGCAACAUGUAAAGUGUUGGUCCCAUGUUUCAUGAGCUGAAAUAAAAGAUUCCAGGAAUGUUCCAUAAGCACAAAAAGCAUAUUUCUCUCAAAUUGUGUGCACAAAUUUGUUUACAUCGCUGUUAGUGAGCAUUUCUCCUUUGCCAAGAUAAUCCAUCCACCUGACAGGUGUGGUAUAUCGAGAAGCUGAUUAAACAGCAUGAUCAUUACACAGGUGCACGUUUUGCUGGGGACGAUAAAAGGCCACUCUCUAAAAUGUGCAGUUUUGUCACACAACACAAUGCCACAGAUGUCUCAAGUUUUGAGGGAGCGUGCAAUUGGCAUGCUGACUGCAGGGAUGUCCACCAGAGCUGUUGCCAGAGAAUUGCAUGUUCAUUUCUCUACCAACGUCGUUUUAGAGAAUUUGGCAGUAUGUCCAACUGGCCUCACAACCGCAGACCACAUGUAACCACGCCAGCACAGGACCUCCACAUCCGGCUUCUUCACCAGCUGAUGAAACUGAGGAGUAGUUAUGUCUGGGUCUGGCUCCCCAGUGGGUGGGCCUGGCUCCCAAGUGGGUGGGCCUAUGCCCUCCCAGGCCAACCCAUGGCUGCGCCCCCUUGCCCAGUCGUGAAAUCUAUAGAUUAGGGCCUAAUUUAUUUAUUUAUUUCAAUUAACAGAUUUCCUUAUAUGAACUUUAACUAAGUACAAUUGUUGAAAUUGUUGCAUGUUGCGUUUAUAUAUAUUUUUCAGUGUAUUAUAUGUGAUUGUGAUAUGAUUUGAUAUGCUGCUGAUGCCAGACUGAUGGUGUUGUUUUGAUAGGGAGCCCUGCUCUCCCACUGCUCUCCCAGCUGAGGUGGUACCAUAUGGCUGGAGCUGUGCUCUUCUCCUGGGCCUCUCUGUUGCAGCAUCGCUCCCUGGUCCUGCUGGCCAGACUGCGCACUGGAGGAUCAGGUGAGGUCAUGCAGAUCAGAUGUCUAAAUUAUUAGCUCGAAAUGACUCAGAGAGAGCACACUCAGCAAAUAAAUGUCACUUUAACUCUACCCACAUGUACAUAUUACUUCAACUACCUCAACUAGCCGGUGCCCCCGCACAUUGACUCUGCACCGGUACCCCCCUGUAUAUAUAGCCUCCCUACUGUUAUUUUAUUUUACUUCUGCUCUUUUUUUCUCAACACUUUUUUGUUGUUUUAUUCUACUUUUUUUAUUUAAAAUAAAUGCACUGUUGGUUAAGGGCUGUAAGUAAGCAUUUCAGUGUAAUGUCUGCACCUGUUGUAUUCGGCGCAUGUUGCCAAUAAGAUUGGAUUUGAUCACAUUAACCCUAUCAGUCCCGAGACCCCAGCAAAAUAUUUUAUUUUAUCUGACUUUCAUUUAUCUGCAUGUCCAGCCCUUAUAUUUAGCAUCACAAUGAAGUGUUUUACCUUUUUUUUUUUUUUUGGACAACUAGGGCUACAAGUAGCAAACAAAACAAUUUCACACAAACUUGCAUUUAUGAGUUUUAUUGACAAAUGUCAAUAAAGAAAUGUCAGCCAAAGCAGAAACCUGAUAAAAAAGUUUUUUUUAGGAAUGCUGUAAAUACAGAAAUGGUUUGUUCACUGGGAAAUGAAUAUCCAAAUAGUCAGUGACAACUGUGUGGAGUUUGUGACAGCAACUAUGUGAGCUUAUUACAGUUUAGACACUAUGUCCUGGGAUUUCCUAUGAUCUUCUUUGUAGAAGAACAUCUUACGUUCUAACGACUCUUGUGUGGCUUGUGAGCGUCAUAGAGCAAAAUGUUACAUGUGUGUGUUCGUGAGAGUCUCGGCUUUACAUGGAAAGCUUUUAAUAGUUUGUAGCUCAAACCAUUCGGACUCUGCAUAUGUUUUUGUAUAAAAGACCCGGCCCCGGGCCCCUUCGGGAUCCGCCCUUGUCUCACAAACACUGCUCUAGCUCAGCCCCGGUUAAUCACACAGACUACGGAUGCAGAAGAAAUAGACGAAUCCAAUGGUAAAACCCAGAAGUCUCUAGCUCACACACUAUGUUUAAAAGGGGUUAGAAGUCCCAAAUGUGCCGUCGAUACGGUGGGACUCAUUGGGUUAGCAUCUUUUUAGCUUCCUCAUGGAUAUGUGUUGCAUAAUUUGUAUAAUUUUGUUGUUGUUUUGUUGUUCUCUUUUGCAGGGACAGUAGAGACUCUAGCCCACAGGGUUCCUAGUGGAGGCUGGUUUGAGCUGGUCUCCUGUCCUCAUUACUUUGCUGAGCUGCUGAUCUAUGUGUCUCUGGGGAUUGUGUCUGGCAGUCACACUCUCACCUGGUGGUUCGUUGUCCUCUAUGUGCUCUUCAACCAGGCGCUGGCUGCCCAGCUCUGUCAUGAGUUUUACACAAGCAAGUUUCAGUCUUACCCACAGCAUCGCAAAGCAUUCCUCCCAUAUUUAUUGUAACUGAUGCAUGAUGUGAACUGAUGCCUGAUAUGAAUAAUGUGAUUUAUUUUGUACAACCUAUUUUGCAAGAAAAAUAAAUCUAAAGACAUUGUUUGUUGAAAUGA